Mytilinidion resinicola is the source of this 1127-nucleotide messenger RNA. Its product is annotated as WSC-domain-containing protein. Lineage: Eukaryota; Fungi; Ascomycota; Dothideomycetes; Mytilinidiales; Mytilinidiaceae. Bases 461 to 955 code for a protein of 164 amino acids. The record is from RefSeq and is a predicted model, not a curated record. The transcript is spliced from 4 exons.
UCUCGCCCGCGCCGACGCCUCUGGCUUUUCCGGCCAUACGCCGGCCCUACGCCGGCCCAGAGUCGCUCGCGUGGCCUCGGUGCUAUUGCGUUUGGCAAGCCACGAGCUCCUAACGGGCUCAGCCUCACGGCCAGCCUGGGAAUAUCACGUCCAGAAUACGGGCAUCGUUCGCCUGGAAGCUGCACGACUCGAAUAGCCCGCGUCUCGCUCUCGGUUGUCACGUACCGGCCUCUCAGGGCUGAGCUGAAGGGGUAGUCGAACGCUACCCGAACCACCUGGCCCGCAAUCGAUAGCCCUGAUCUCCCUGUCUAGACCCUUCUUACCUCCACCCUUCCGCCGUUCAGAUGCUGUAGAGUUCUGCAUCUGUUGCUUUGCCAAGUACUUUUGGCGGCCUCCCGCCCGUUUCUGUCACUUCUUCACACUCGUUCAUCUUGUCCUUCUUUGCGUGCUCUUUGCCGUUAUGGCACCCACGAUCGUUACAUCGGCACUUGCUGCCUUAUUAUUAAUAUGCAGUGCCUCAUUUACGAGCGCUACUGUUCACCACCACCACCACUACGAGAAGCGUGCUUUGACGCCUCCGGCAGCCCCAGCCACCAAUUGGACCUACCUAGGAUGCUACACUGAUAGCGUAGGUGCCCGAGGCCUCACCAGCGCAGGCUACAACAGCGGCGAUUCCAUGACCAACGAGGCCUGCGUGUCGUAUUGCGCAGGCAAAAACUACAUCUAUGCCGGAACCGAGUACGCUGGAGAAUGCUACUGUGGAAACAAGAUCCAAACCACCAGCACCCUUGACGAUGACAGCACAUGUAACAUGGCCUGCAAUGGCGAUGCUACUGAGCCGUGCGGUGGUUCCAACCGAUUGACUGUCUAUUCAACCCCACCACCCGCUCAGGACCCUGGUCCAUUCAUCAACCCCGGUGUCGAUGGUUACCAUUAUCAGGGCUGCUACAGGUAGGCACGAUGCUUCCGUUUUCCCGUUCCAGAUCCUCGAUACGAGAUCUUAAAACCCUGCUUGCUUCAAUUUCCGGGACCUGAGUCCUGUACGUGGCCGUUGCAACGCAUCGUGGUUGCUACUCGGAAGUAACCAUACGACACUUCCGUCACCAACCAUCAUACCUGACAGGGAU